GCCCCACGAGGAAGAUAAAGGGGCGUGGCCAGGAAUAGUCGCCUCUCCCCCCCCCCCCCAAUCUCUCUCCUUCCCUCCCUGCCUUCUGGCCCCGCCCUGCUCUCUUUGCAACCCGUCAAUCAAAGCUGCAGCGAGGCCGGCGGCCAAUGGGUCCUCCGUGGGCGGGGCUUCACGAAGGCAUCCCGUGGGAGGGGGGAAAGGACGGAGGAGGGGGAGAGGGAGGGGGCUUCUCCGUCGCCAUUGGAUUGUGAGGCGAAGAGGCGGCGGGUUCAGCCACGAAGAAGGAAAGACACACACGGAGGGAAAUGAGGAUUUUAUGGAGCCAACUCUUGGAUGCAGUAAGGAAAACAAUCAUAUAGGAAGAAGAAAUCAUCGCAAGAUGAUGGCCUAGCUGAAGCUGUAAGAUUUCACUUACAGACAAGAAAAGGAAAAAGAUUCAAAUAUCUGAAUUGCAAUUAAACAUCCAUAUCACUGUUGACAUGAAGGAGAAAGCAUCUGAAUACCUGGAGUGUGGAAAGAGCUUUACUGACAGUGGAGAUUUACAUAUACAUCAAAGCACUCACACUGGGGAGAUAACCUAUACGUGCUUGGAGGGUGGAAAGAGCUUCACUAGCAGUGAAGGUUUACACUUACAUCAAAGAAGUCACACUGGGGUGAAACCCUAUAUGUGCCUGGAGUGUGGACAGAGCUACACCCACAGUUCUCGUCUACGUUCACAUCAAAGGACUCACACUGGGGAGAAACCCUAUAAAUGCCUGGAGUGUGGAAUGAGCUUUGCUCAGAGUGGAAGCCUGUGUUCACAUCAAAGGACUCACACUGGAGAGAAACCGUAUAAAUGUCUGGAGUGUGGAAAGAGCUUCACUGAGAGUGGAAAUCUACAUUUACAUCAAAGGACUCACACUGGGGAGAAACCCUAUACAUGCCCGGAGUGUGGAAUGAGCUUCACUCAGAGCGGAAGUCUACGUUCACAUCUAAGGACUCACACUGGGGAGAAACCUUUUAAAUGCCUGGAGUGUGGAAAGAGCUUCACUCAGAGUGCAAAUCUACAAUCACAUCAAAGGAGUCACACUGGGGAGAAACCUUAUAAAUGCCUGGAAUGUGGACAGAGCUUCUCUCAUAGUUCACGUCUACGUUCACAUCAAAGGGGUCACACUGGGGAGAAACCCUAUAAAUGCCUGGAAUGUGGACAGGGCUUUGCUGAGACUGGAAGCCUACGUUCACAUCAAAGGACUCACACUGGGGAGAAACCCUAUAAAUGCCUGGAGUGUGGAAAGAGCUUCCCUCAUAGUUUAGGUCUACGUUCACAUCAAAAGACUCACACUGGGGAGAAACCGUAUAAAUGCCUGGAGUGUGGAAAGAGUUUCACUCAGAGGAAUCAUCUACAGCAACAUGAAAGGAUUCACACUGGGGAGAAACCCUAUAAAUGCAUUGAGUGUGGAAAGAGCUUAACUCAUAGUGGAAGUCUACAUAAACAUCAGAGGACUCACACUGGAGAGAAACCCUAUAAAUGCCUUGAAUGUGGAAAGAGUUUCAUUCACAAUGGAGAUCUACAUUCACAUCAAAGAACUCACACUGGGGAGAAACCCUAUAAGUGUCUCUAUUGUGGACAGAGUUUCACUCACAGUGGCAAUCUAUAUAAACAUCAAAGGACUCACACUGGAGAGAAACCGUAUACAUGCCUGGAGUGUGGACAGAGCUUCGCUCAUAGUUCACGUCUACGUUCACAUCAAAGUAUUCACACUGGGGGAAAAACCUAUAAAUGUCUGGAGUGUGGACAGAGCUUCACUCAUAGUUCAAGUUUACGUUCACAUCAAAGGACUCAUACUGGGGAGAAACCAUAUACAUGCCUGGAAUGUGGGCAGAGCUUCACUCAGAAUGGAAGUCUACAUAAACAUCAAAGGAUUCACACUGGGGAGAAACCCUAUAAAUGCAUAGUGUAUGGAAAUAGCUUCUUUGAAAGUUUAGAUCUACUUAGAAAUAGUUUUCACAUUGGAGAGAACAGUGAUAUUUGACCCCAGAGAGACUCUCUAAGACAGAACUUUCCAAGCUUUUAAUUUUUGGUGACACACUUUUUAGACAUGCAUCCUUUUGUGGUAAAGUAAUUCAGUUUAGCAAACCAGAGGUUAAAACAACCCCAUUUAAAAUUUUCAAUAUGUAUAAUAUCAUUUAAUAAUAGAGAGAAAUUAAGUUAUUAUGAUCAUUACUGUAUAAACAUUUUUGUGUAGCUUCCUCUAUAGCUGCUCCAUUUUUAAUUAUUUUUUAUUGUAAAUACAAGUGUCUGUAUUCCGUCUGACAUAUUCCAAUUUUUCUAAUUGUGUGUGUGUUCAUUAACAUUUUCCAUAAUUUAUUGCAGUUUAAUUGUAUUAUAUUAUCUAGGGUUUUGGGGAGAUAUACGCCCAGAUAUUUUAGCUUCUUCUCACCCAGUUUUAUCCCAAAACUGGAUUAUAAUCCUUUCAACUCUUUCCAUAUAAGGUUUUUGUGUAAGAUUUCUGAUUUUUGAAUGUUUAUGGCCAGUCCUGAUAACUUUUCAAAUUUCUUUAUAAUGUUAGUUACUUCCUUUACAGAAUCCCCUGGUGAUCCGAGUAGAACCAUAGCAUCAUCAGCAUAUAAAUUUACUUUUAUUUCUUCUUUGCCGGUUUUAUAUCCUUUAACUUUAACUAGUUAGCUAGUGGUUCUAUUGCCAAUGCAGAGAAAAUGAGGGAAAUGGGGCAACCUUAUUUUGUCCCACUUUUGAUCUUAAUUGUUCUUGAUCUAGAGUCACUGAUAAGUAGUUCUACCUGGUUGCCUUUGUAUAAUUCCUUAAUUACUUCACAAUUUUUUUUUACCCAAGUUAAUGUCUUCACAAACUUGGAACAAGUAUUGGUGGUUUACCGUACUGAAAUCUUUAUAAACAUCUAUCAAUAGUUUCUCUUUUCCUCUUGUCAUGUGAUUUAUUACAUUAAGAAUAUCCCUGAUUGAGUCAGCUAACCUCCUAUUUUUGAUAAAAACUAUAUUGGUCUUCCUUUAUUAACUGGGAUUAUUUAUUUCAGUCUAUUAGCUAGGAUUUUUGUAAAGAAAAAAAAUAGAGUCUAUGUUGCACAAUGUGAUUGGUCUGUAUGAGAUGGGAUUGAUCUCUUUCUUAGGUUCUAACAUUGUAAUUGUUCCUGACCUUUUCCGUGACUCUGGGGUAGUUCUUUUAGUCACUAUCUCAUUAAAUAAAAUUACUAGAUUAGAUUUCAGGUUGGAAUAUUUUAUAGAAAUUAGAGGUAAAGGUAUUUGGACCAGGGGAAGAAUUUUGUUUGAGAUUCCUGUUCAUAGAAUCCUAGAGUCCUAGAAUCAUAGAGUUGGAAGAGACCUCAUGGACCAACCAGUCCAACCCCCUGCCAAGAAACAGGAAAAUCGCAUUCAAAGCACCCCUGACAGAUGGCCAUAUCCAAGGAAGAAGCUUCCACAACACUCACACUUUUUUGUUCAUAGGAGAAUGCACAAAAAUGUAUAGACUUACUACAAAAGAGACGAAACUUCAGUUCAGGAGUAUACUAAAGCUGUAAAAUAUUAGAAGAACUGGGGAAGGAGAGUUCCACUGCUGAACAGCUCUUCUUACAGUCAGGAAGUUCUUCCCAAUGGUCAGGUGAAAUCUCCUCUCCUGUGAUUUGAACCCGUUGCUCCGAGUCCUAGUUUCCAGGGCAGCAGAAAGUUUUAAAAUAGUGUAUAACUACUAAAACAAUGUAUAAAUAUUAAAAUAAAUAUAGUGUCCCUACUUCGUGGAUUUUCACUUAUUGCGGGUGGUCCUGGAACCUAACCCCUGCGAUAAGUGAGGGAACGCUGUAUAUUGUCCUCUGCCCAGUUCUUAUCAGUAGGGACUGUUCUCCCAACCCAACACGGGGUGUUCUGUCGAAAUCGGGCAGCGAGUCUUCUCUCCCCUUCAGCUCUUGCUCUUCCCGGUCUGGAGGGGCUUCUCCCACGAGAUGGGCUUCCCCAGCAAGAGCAUUGUGACGCCUUUGGAAAGCAUCACUCCUGGGCCAGGGCUGGACUUGCCUUCUCUGGCGGAGACCCUCAGUAGUAGGAGCAGCUGCAGAAAAAUGGGUCCCAGAGGGAUGGGGCGGAGAGGGAGCCAAGAGCCAUCGGGCCUGAACCCCUUCUGCCCCUUCAGGCAAGGAGAUGAGAUUACUAUUGUUUUAUUACCCACUAUUGACACUUCCUCGUCUUCCUCCUCCUCCUCCUCCUCCUCUUUGACUCCAUUGAGUCUCAUUGAACCCUCUGCAGGACAUUCAUGGCACCUCCAGAUUCGCCUCUCUUGCCUACUUCCUCUGAGGCCAAGAGUCAUCCAGAGGGUCUUCAUGGCCUUGCAAAGAGGGUGCCCUCCUCAGACCACCAACCCACACUGUCCUCAUUGCCCAAGCUGCAGCCAAAAAGGCCAAGGGACGCCUGGCUUGACAGCAGUAUGUGCGAAAAAGACCUUGGAGUCCUCGUGGACAACAAGUUAAACAUGAGCCAACAAUGUGAUGCGGCUGCUAAAAAAGCCAAUGGGAUUCUGGCCUGCAUCAAUAGGGGAAUAGCGUCUAGAUCCAGGGAAGUUAUGCUCCCCAUGCUCUAUUCUGCCUUGGUCAGACCACACCUGGAAUACUGUGUCCAGUUUUGGGCACCACAGUUGAAGGGAGAUGUUGACAAGCUGGAAAGCGUCCAGAGGAGGGCGACUAAAAUGAUGAAGGGUCUGGAGAACAAGCCCUAUGAGGAGCGGCUUAAAGAGCUGGGCAUGUUUAGCCUGCAGAAGAGAAGGCUGAGAGGAGACAUGAGAGCCAUGUACAAAUAUGUGAAGGGAAGUCAUAAGGAAGAGGGAGCAAGCUUGUUUUCUGCUGCCCUGGAGACUAGGACACGGAACAAUGGCUUCAAACUACAGGAAAGGAGAUUCCACCUGAACAUCAGGAAGAACUUCCUCACUGUGAGAGCUGUUCGACAGUGGAACUCUCUCCCCGGGGCCGUGGUGGAGGCUCCUUCUUUGGAGGCUUUUAAACAGAGGCUGGAUGGCCAUCUGUCGGGGGUGCUUUGAAUGCGAUUUCCUGCUUCUUAGCAGGGGGUUGGACUAGAUGGCCCAUGAGGUCUCUUCCAACUCUACUAUUCUAUGAUUCUAUGACUCUCGUGUCCAGAUGGAGGGGAGUCCUGGUGUCCCCCCUUCUCCUUUGGCCAGAACCUUCUCACCUGGAAUAACGAUCUUGGGUCCUGUUCUGGGCAAAGCAAUUCAAGAUUCCCCCAUCUAUGAAGUCGACUGAAUUGGUGGUUGAUUGAUAUUAUUACUGUUGUAUUAACUCUUGUUUUAUUGCCUUAUUGUGUUUUAUCUUUUGUAUAUUGUGCAAUGUAUUUACGCUGUUGUUUUUGUAAAUUAUGCCCCGUGUGAGCUGCCCUGAGGCCCCGCGGGGAGAUGGUGGUAGGAUAUAAAUAAAGUUUAUUAUGUUUAUUA
This is a messenger RNA of Anolis carolinensis (green anole), 5437 nucleotides long. Its product is annotated as zinc finger protein 420-like. NCBI's taxonomy places the organism in Eukaryota, Metazoa, Chordata, Lepidosauria, Squamata, Anolidae. The coding region runs from base 480 to 2012 and encodes 510 amino acids. The record is from RefSeq and is a predicted model, not a curated record. The transcript has 2 exons.